Messenger RNA from Laccaria bicolor S238N-H82, 822 nucleotides. RefSeq lists its product as uncharacterized. Lineage: Eukaryota; Fungi; Basidiomycota; Agaricomycetes; Agaricales; Hydnangiaceae. The coding region runs from base 1 to 822 and encodes 273 amino acids. The transcript is spliced from 17 exons. The record is from RefSeq and is a predicted model, not a curated record.
AUGGUAGGGAGCAUACUCAAGAUCGAAGGGAAGACAACCAUCCUCCAGCGAGUUUGCACUACAACAGAACAGCCGAAAAUUUUCAGUCAGGAUGGUCAUGAGAUUGACUCAUCCAAGCUCGAUCCAACUGCACAGAGAGGGGAGCAUGAUAUUGAGAAUGAAAUGAUAUUUGAGAGCAAUACAGCAUUUGUCUUUCAUGACUCACGUGGGUUUGAAGCAGGCAGAACAUCUGAGUUGGAUAAAGUCAAGGACUUUGUCCAAAAAUGUUCAACCAACAAAGAGCUCAAGGAUCAUCUGCAUGUGAUUUGGUACUGCAUCCCAAUCAAUGAUGAAGCCAGGCCAAUUACAAGGGCAGAGUUAAAUUUUUUCAAUGAGUGUGGGACUGGUAGAGUUCCUGUUAUUGUCCUGUUUACAAAAGCAGAUAUGCUUGAUGCCCAAACCAUCAAGCGCCUGGUUGAUACUGGAAUGGAUGUUGAAGCUGCUGCAAAUAAAGCUCCAGAAGAGUCAAUUGCCAUGUUUGAAAAGAAUUUUGGUCAGCAACUCUACAAGAAAAAGUAUCCUCCCAAGGAUCAUGUGUAUUUUCGAGAUAUGCAAAAUCCCACAAGUGACUGCAGUGAACUGCUGCAGAAGACAGCAGCUACCUUUUCAGAUGAUACACUCUUACAGCUGUUUCUUACAGUGCAGCAAAAUAAUGUGGCUCUGUCAAUUGAAUAUGCAAUUAUAAGUGGGAUAAUACUGAUGAUGAUCAUGCCUUGGGUUUUGAACAGGAUGGUGCCCUGUGUUUUAAAUAGAAGUUCUACAAUUUUAGAAAAACACUUAUGA